AUGUCUGACACACCACUGGCAUCCUUGUCUCUUACACAUGUCCACUAUAACCCGGAGGAUCCCCUUUCCUUUGCAUCGGCAUGGCUAGCCCUCUUACCCCAGGCGCUUUGCGUCUCAUAUACGACUUUGAUUUGGGCAACCAGGGAAAUGGAGGUCAUCAUGAUGUUUGCUGGACAGCUAGGCUGUGAAGCAUUAAAUUUUGUGCUGAAGCGUCUCAUCAAGGAAGAGCGACCUAAGGAAAUGCUGGGAAAAGGGUUCGGCAUGCCUUCAUCCCAUGCCCAGUUCAUGACCUUCUUUUCCGUCUACCUCACUUUCUUCCUCCUAUUCCGACACACUCCGGCCUAUGCAACCUCCUAUCCUUUCCUGGGCACCCUCUUGAGAGGGGCUGUGACCUUGAUUCUUUUGGCCGUUGCUGGUGCUGUUGCUACGAGCCGUAUCUACCUGAACUAUCACACUCCUCGCCAAGUGCUGGCGGGCUGUGGAGCUGGUGUGGUGUGUGCCUUUGGCUGGUUUGUUAUCACGGGCUUGCUCCGUCGCUGGGGAUGGAUCGACUGGGCUGUGGAAUUGACACUUUCUCGUCUGCUACGCAUUCGUGACUUGGUGGUAAGUGAAGACCUAGCUGAGGCUGGUUGGCAACGAUGGGAAGUAUUAAGAUUGAAGCGUCGCAGUGACGCCCGCAAGUCCCGCAAGUCGGAAUAA
Molecule: messenger RNA, 699 nt
Organism: Penicillium verhagenii
Lineage: Eukaryota; Fungi; Ascomycota; Eurotiomycetes; Eurotiales; Aspergillaceae
Product: phosphatase PAP2 family protein
Exons: 3
Coding region: 1-699 (232 amino acids)
Biological process (GO): lipid biosynthetic process; protein N-linked glycosylation
Cellular component (GO): intracellular membrane-bounded organelle; endoplasmic reticulum membrane
Molecular function (GO): dolichyldiphosphatase activity
Source: RefSeq, a predicted model, not a curated record